Molecule: messenger RNA, 1707 nt
Organism: Rodentolepis nana
Lineage: Eukaryota; Metazoa; Platyhelminthes; Cestoda; Cyclophyllidea; Hymenolepididae
Source: the annotation of a GenBank genome assembly
AUGAAAGUUUUGCAUAAGGCGCGCUUCCUUCUAUUUGAAUCAAAUACUGUGAACACUCCUUUUACUAGUCUCGCAAAUGAGGAAGAUAUCACCAAGACUGAAUACAAUGGAUUCUUUGGAGCUAAGCAACUCUCACCAAGUGCUGUUCUUGCCCAAUCAAUGGCUAAAAUUCGAGUUGAUUUGCCUCGCACCUCCUUGAUUGAACCUCAGGCUGCUACGAAGAUAUCUCUUGUUUGUGAGGCUUUACUGAAAGCAAUGCUACCUGAUACUAAGAAGUUUCUUUUGCCGAUCCUCACUUGCUAUGUUAAGAAACAGCCACAGGAAGUUGAAAAGGGACUGCUGAUUCUCAACCAAUAUAAAAAACUAGGUGAUUUGCAUAUGUGGGAGAGGGGAUUGCGUCACUUGCAAUACUACCUUCAGCCUGUUCGUCUCUUCCAUCUCGCAUUGGGUACCUACGAUCUCGAAUUGGCAGAAUCCCUUGCCGAACGCUCUCAACUGGAUCCCAAAGAGUACCUACCAGUUCUUGCCCAACUUCGAGCUAUCACUACACAAAGUAACGGUGACGCCAAAUCAAAUACUUCUUACCAACAUGCACGAAUCGAUCUCCUCCUAAAACGAUAUUCGAGUGCGCUUCGUGGUCUCUAUUUGGCUGGUCCGGAGCACUGGGGGGAGUUUUGUGAUGUGGUUGAAAACCAGAAGCUCUUCUCUGAAGCGCUUGAUUUACUCCAGCAGGGUACUCCCCAAUUCUCGGAAAUUGCUAAUCGAUGGGCUGAAACUCUUGUAGCGUCCCAGCGUUUAGUAGCUGCCGGAGAGGUACAUUUGCGUGCUGGUCACUAUGCUUCUGCAGCUCAACUUUUUGUCACUACGCGCUCAGUUCAACUUUGGCGUCUCACGGUUGAUCGAGGUAUUGGGGAGACCAAACAAGCUGAAAAUGCGGAAUUCCUUUCUCUUGAGGUUAUUAGCACUCAAGCUAGGAAACUUGCUGACGACCUAAAGUGGCUUGGCAGAUAUUUGGAGGCAGCCUCUCUCUACUCCGAUUACCUAAAGGAUUACAUGAAUGCUGCAUGCACAGCUGCCGAGGGCGGUCACUGGCUGGAAGCCCAUAGUUGGGCCGAGCACGCUAAUAAUAAGGCAGAAGUCAACGCUAAAAUAAAGGAAAUUUCUCUCAAGGCUUACUCCGACUUCGUCUCCAGCUUAACUCAAAAUUCGGAGGAAUUCCGCCAGUCCUUUGAUCGACUCCUUGAAGUACGUGCUGAGCUAAAAGAAAAAGCUCUAAAUGCUGCCGCCGGUUUUGGGGAUGAGGUCUAUGACGACACAGAGAGUGAGCUUUUCUCGGACACCGGAAGUGUAGUAAGUGGUUUUUCUUCGUCUUCUCGGAGUAGCCAAUACUCAAAGACUUCUGGACGUUCACGAAAGAAUUGCCGAAAACGAGACCGAAAAAAGUGGAGCACUAAAAAAGGAAGCAAGUAUGAGGAAGUGGCCCUUAUACAGAUUCUGCAUACCAACAUUACUGCAUGUCAGCGUCUUUUUGAAGGCGUCGCGGAGUUAGUGAAGGAAUUAUGGCGUCAUUGUCUCUCUGAGGAAGCUACGAAACUUGCUCGACAAGCCAAUAGUCUUUUGCUUAUUCAACGCGCUUCCUUGAGUAUUGUUUGGUGCAACAAAAUCACAGGGGAAUGGAGGCGUUUCUACUCUUUCCGCCAACUUUGA